Messenger RNA from Gadus macrocephalus (Pacific cod), 3641 nucleotides. RefSeq names its product protocadherin beta-15-like. The transcript has a single exon. The coding region runs from base 801 to 3290 and encodes 829 amino acids. Gene Ontology annotation, molecular function: calcium ion binding. Gene Ontology annotation, biological process: homophilic cell-cell adhesion. NCBI's taxonomy places the organism in Eukaryota, Metazoa, Chordata, Actinopteri, Gadiformes, Gadidae. Gene Ontology annotation, cellular component: plasma membrane. The record is from RefSeq and is a predicted model, not a curated record.
UUGCAUAAUGUAAUGACUUAUUGAAUUGCAAAUUGCAUUGCCAUUUGAAUUUUGCUACAUAUAUGCUUCCAUAUGUUACGUAGGCCUACUUUUUUUGGCAAACGUUUCUUGGAAUUGGUACUGAUCGCAGAUUGAAUAACAUGUUGGAAUAAGAGUGUUCACCUUACUGAUUAAGACGUCCUUAUUUUGUGUGUGUGUGUGUGUGUGUGUGUGUGUGUGUGUGUGUGUGUGUGUGUGUGUGUGUGUGUGUGUGUGUGUGUUUAAUAAAAAUGAAUAAUUAUAUUGUCAGUGUUAGACUGAUUUAAUAAAUGCCAGUAGAAACAUAUUGUUGCAAGUUGCCAUUAUUAUACGGUUUAUUAACCUUUCAAUAUUUCAAUAUUCUAUUUUGUAAAGCAACGUUUACAUUAAGUGUUUAACACAUGAGGCACUUCAAUAAAUUAUAAUAAUGUAUAUCAUUAAAGAUACUGUUAUUGUUAAUUGAUGAAUAAUCAACUUGAUGUAACGUUGAUCAUUAUUGACCAUCAUGUUUCAAGAUUUAAUUGGAACAUGAACGAACAUUUAAAAUGGAAAGGGCCAGGUUUCGCCUGUUGUGUUAUUUGUGUGCUCAUGGUGUCACUGUGCACCAAUGAAACCAAUCACUUUCUGACAUCAACCAGCUAAGUGAGUCUGCGACGUGUAAUCAGUACAGCAGAAUGUAGAAUAUUGCAGAGGCCAACGCGUCGUGCCUGCUCGUUGGCUUAUGGAAAUAUACCUUUUAUGUUUUGAAUAUUGUAUGUUUUACGGAAAAGGGACGUUUUACGAUGGGAAUGAACUCUUUCCUGACAAUGUUUUUCAAGGGGUUCAUUGUUCCCUGGUUUGUCAUUUUCUGCGCGUUUCUGCAAUGCACAAAUGGCGACUUGGUUUAUUCUGUUCAGGAGGAGAUUAAACUGGGAUCUGUUAUUGGAAAUAUAGCGAAGGAUCUUGGUCUAGAUGUUGGCAGGCUGUCGACACGCAAAGCUCGAAUUGAAACCGAAGGAAACGACAAAAGAUGCUGCGAUGUUCAUCUACGGAGCGGAGAUUUGGUUGUGGCGGAGAGAAUGGACAGAGAGAAAAUAUGCGCGGCGAAGCCUUUGUGUGUAAUUAAAUUUGAGCUUCUUUUGGAAGCUCCGUUGGAAUUGCAUCGUAUAACACUGCAGAUCCAAGACGUGAACGACAACGGGCCCACAUUUCCAAAGGACAAAAUCAAACUGGAUAUUAGCGAAUCGGCUGUAAAAGGAGCAAGGUAUCGUGUAAAUGCGGCCCACGAUGCAGACAUAGGCCAGAACGCUGUUCAAAGCUAUGUUCUUCAACCAAAUAGCAAUUUUAUCUUGAAUAUUCAAACUACAAGUUCUGGUAUUAAAUAUGGCGAACUGGUUUUGGACAAGGAGUUAGACAGAGAGGAACAGAAGGAAAUGCAAUUAUUGUUGACGGCCCUGGACGGUGGUUCUCCUCAGAGAUCAGGUACUAUAACCAUAGAUGUCACUGUGUUGGAUGCUAAUGAUAACGCCCCAGUGUUUAGUCAGGCCGUGUAUGAGGCCAGUCUGCCUGAAAACUCUCCGUUGAAAACCCACGUGAUCACUGUUAGCGCUGCUGACGCAGACGAGGGCGUUAACGGAGAAGUAUCAUAUGAAUUUAGUCAGAUAUCUGAUGAUUCACGGAAAUUAUUCUCACUUGAUCAGUCAACGGGGGAGAUUACUAUAAUAGGUGACGUUGACUUUGAGGAAGAAAACAAAUAUGAAAUGUUUGUGGAGGCCAAAGAUGGAUAUGGCCUUUCUUCAGAUGCAAAAGUUAUCAUAAGUCUAACCGAUGCUAAUGACAACGCCCCAUUUAUCACUUUAAAGUCGUUAACCAAUCCCGUACCGGAGAAUGUGUCACCUGGUACAGAAGUAGGCAUUAUUAACGUACAAGAUAGGGACUCUGAACAAAACCGACAGGUCUACUGCUUUAUUCAGCAAAAUGUCCCAUUUAAACUUAUUUCUUCCAUCAAAAACUAUUACUCGUUGGUGACCACAGAAAAACUAGAUCGUGAAUUGAUUCCUGAUUAUAACAUCACAGUUACUGCCAGAGACGAGGGCUCUCCACCUCUCUCAUCCAUAAAAACGAUCCAAGUCGCUGUAGCGGACGUCAAUGACAACCCGCCUGUGUUUGAUGAACGGUCAUACAGCACAUAUGUGUCUGAGAACGUCAAAUCUGGUCACAUUUUAUGUUCAGUUUCUGCAAGAGACCCAGACUGGAGACAAAAUGGCACAGUAAUUUAUUCUCUUUUACCAAGUGCAGCUGAUGGUGCUCAGGCGUCAUCUUUUCUAUCUAUUAAUGGAGAAAAUGGGGACAUUCAAUCUUUGCGCUCCUUUGAUUAUGAACAGUUUAGGAGCUUCAAAGUCUAUGUAUUGGCAAGAGACAACGGCUCUCCUCCGCUCAGCAGCAACGUGACUGUGAGUGUCUUCAUAACGGAUGUAAAUGACAACACUCCUCAGAUACUUUACCCCGCCCCAGAGGGAAACUCCUUCAUGACUGAACUGGUACCCAAAGCUGCACAAGGAGGUUCUCUGAUUUCCAAGGUGAUAGCAGUUGAUGGGGACUCUGGACAGAACGCCUGGCUGUCCUAUCAGAUCAUUAAGUCCACUGAUCCGGGACUUUUCAAAAUCGAUCUUCACAGUGGUGAGAUCAGGACCCAGCGAGAUAUUUCUGAUUCUGACAACAUGAAACAGAACAUUGUAGUCGCUGUAAAGGAUAACGGACAGCCCUCCCUCUCUGCUACAUGUUCCAUGUUUUUACUGAUUUCUGAUAACUUGGCUGAAGUACCAGAACUGAAGGACAUGGCUUAUGAAGAUAGCAGUUCUAAAUUAACAUCUUAUCUGAUCAUCGCGCUGGUAUCCGUCUCCACCUUUUUCCUGACUUUCAUUAUCAUCAUUCUGGGAUUGAGGUUUUGUCGGAGGAGAAAGCCCAGACUGUUAUUUGAUGGAGCGGUUGCUAUUCCCAGCUCUUAUCUCCCUCCAAACUACGCAGACGUGGACGGUACUGGAACUUUACGCAGCGCAUAUAAUUAUGAUGCGUAUUUAACCACUGGAUCGAGAACAAGUGACUUUAAAUUUGUCACGUCUUACAAUGACAACACACUGCCUGCAGACCAGACCCUGAGAAAAAAUCCAACAGACUUUGAAGAAGUGUUUGGAGACCUUGAUGUUUCCCCUGAGGUAGGCAUGUUGUACUAUUAUCGAAUUUAUUAUAAACCAUGUAAUUGUUUCAUAUUAAUUCCCAGUUCCUCAAGUUAACCUUUUAUUUAGUUAGUGUGGAAUUUGUUUAUUCAUCGAUAUUAUACAUAAUAUAAUAUAUUUACAACUAUUAACACCUUGCUGGUUUUGAUCCAGAGUGACACUUCAAUGCUUAUUGAUUUUUAAUAGGAGCUGAAAAGACUUCACCCUUUCCAUUAUCCGAUGUUCAACAUACUUUUGGUUUGUAACUACACUCAGUAUUGCAAACAUUAUUCACAGGUUGGAUUGUGAUAAACAGGAGUUCCACUUGCUUCACAACAUAUUAAUGUAACCGUUUUAUUUUGCAUUUUACGGAUACAGUACAUGCUUAAAGUAUAUCCACAAUAUAUAGAUCUGGACAGCGGUAAAGGA